UAUGCAUUCCUCGAUUAACAAUUGCAUAGCCACCUGGGACUAGGGAGUUGGCGACAAUAAAAGGAAAGAAGAAGAAGAAGAAGAAGAAGAAGAAGAAGCUAAUAGGAGUUCAGGUGGUGAUUGUACUUGCUGAAUGCAGUAUAUUUCUGGGAUUGUAGGUUUAAUUGAAGCAAUAGUGGAUCUCCGGAAUAGGUUUUUAGUUUGAGGCCUUUUUCAGGAGUGUUUUGACAUGUCUAAUUCAAAGAUAAGUCAAAUAGAGUGUGGUAACAAGCGAAAUCUUCCUUCUUGGAUGAGUUCAAGAGAGAAUGGGAGUAAAUCUAGUGAAAAGAAGCCAACUAAAUCUGGUAAAAAUGAGGAAAGCGAAGAACAUAAAAACAGUAGCCCUUCCAAGGGAACCAUCAUUGGCAGAAAAUCUGGGGGCCCCACUUCAAUUGCAAAGAACUUUUCCAAACUGUUGGAAGGAGUGGUAUUUGUGUUGUCAGGGUUUGUUAAUCCAGACCGUGCAACAUUGCGGUCUCAAGCUCUGGAAAUGGGAGCAGAGUAUAGACCAGACUGGAGUUCAGAGUGCACACUCUUGGUUUGCGCAUAUUCAAAUACUCCUAAGUUUCGGCAAGUUGAGGCAGAUUGUGGCACGAUUGUUAAAAAGGAAUGGAUAUUAGAUUGUUACAAUCAGAAGAAGCUUGUUGAUAUAGAUAGUUACUUGAUGAAUGUUGGGAAACCAUGGCGCAAAAACAAUGUCACUUUUGAAAGUAGUAGAGAUCAAAAGUCAUCCUCACCUAGAAAAUCUGAGAAACAAGUUGAAAGAGGAUCACAUUCAAAACCAACUGCCUCUGCAUCCUCAAAGAGUAGAGACUCUAAUCUUGCUAAAGAGCACUUCUCUUCUUCGAAAGUGAAGGAAUGGGCUAUUGAUGAUCUGAAGAGAACCAUCUCAUGGCUGGAGAGUCAGGAGGAAAAGCCUGAGCCAAGUGAAAUAAAAGACAUAGCUGCUGGAGGGAUCAUAAUUUGUUUACAAGAUGCCAUAGAUGCCCUUGAACAGAAUCAGGAUGUCCGAAAAAUAGCCGAACAAUGGAAUGUUAUUCCUCAUGCGGUUGAGGAACUGAUUAAACUUGCAGAUGGUGCCUCUCUUUCAAAGGAAGAUCUCUGCAGACAGGCUAAGGCGUGCAAACAAAUGUACGAUGCAGAACUUACUAAUGUUGAUGAUGAUUCAAAGCUGAAGAAGAAAAGGCUACAGACUGAUGAAACAGAGAGGGGUGGCAAUGGAAGAUCCAAUGCCAUCUCUGGAGUUGCAGCAGACUAUGACAGUGACGAAACAAUUGAAAUGACAGAGGAGGAAAUUGACCUUGCUUAUAGUAAUGUUGUCUCUAAGAUUUGUGAACUAUAAUGCUUUUUUGUAGAAGUUCAAGAAAAUUCUAAAUUUUAAGUCAUCCAGGACCUCUUUUUUAGAGCAAUCCAGCACCCUAUUGUUGGCUUAA
This is a messenger RNA of Hevea brasiliensis (rubber tree), 1472 nucleotides long. RefSeq names its product DNA-repair protein XRCC1-like. Gene Ontology annotation, molecular function: damaged DNA binding. The record is from RefSeq and is a predicted model, not a curated record. Gene Ontology annotation, biological process: base-excision repair; double-strand break repair via nonhomologous end joining; single strand break repair. Lineage: Eukaryota; Viridiplantae; Streptophyta; Magnoliopsida; Malpighiales; Euphorbiaceae. The transcript is spliced from 8 exons. The coding region runs from base 230 to 1381 and encodes 383 amino acids.